AGAACGUCCUUCUCCCUCAGCUGGAGGGAGCAUGGCAGUGAGCCAAGGAGACGGGACCCUCUGCUUUGUCCUCCUGCUGUGCUGUUGGCAAGAAACUGAGCUCCGGCCGAGAACCGUGAUUCCAGAUGGUGAAACCAAGGGAAAGUAACUGCACAUGAUCACAAGGUUAAGCUCUUAAGGACACAAAACAAGACAGAAAAAUUUCAUCCAGUAUUGGUUUCAGGGACCCACAGCAAAGUUUGUAACUGACCAGCCUGCCAGUCUGGCUUGAAAAGCAGGCUUGAAAGUUCACCUACUGAAAUACCAUUCAGUUCAAAACAGGAGGAUAUGUCUGAAUUAUUAGAUGAAAUUCUGGUCCAGGAGAUUUUAGAUCUGAAUAAAACAACACCGAGCGAAAUGCCAAGUACAGCAUCAACAUUAUCAACACCGUUACAUGCUGGUAUUGAUGAGAAUUAUCAAGCUGGUGGUUCUGAGAAUUACCAUGAAUUAUUAGAGAAUUUACAAUUCUCUCCUGGCAUUGAGGUCAAAAUUUCCAAUGAUGAAGCCAAUGCUAAUGCAAAUCUCCAUGGCGAUCCUUCUGAGAAUUAUCGUGGGCCACAGGUGUCUCCUGGCAGUGAGAAGAGUGUUUCCAGUAAAGCAGACGGAAUCUCUCUCCACACUGAGCUGCCUGGAGUUGGAAGAGGAGUGAUACCGGCACUCUCAUGGCCGCCACAGCUGGCACCAAUGCUGGGUCUCACCCAAAGUCCCACAGCUGCCCAGACAAGCACAGUACCAGAGCUCAUCCAAGAAAAGAAUUCAAAGAACACUCAGUAUGAAAAUCUAUCCAUUCUGGACCAAAUCCUUCAAAAUAUUGGAAGAUCUUCAGGAAACAUUUUCCAUAAAGAGCAGCAGAGGACCAGCGCACAGAGGAGGAGCCAAGGCAGUCAGUGAGGCCGCAGCCCCAGACCCCCUGCGCAGGAGAGGAGCCUGCUAGAACCCCCACCCACCAGCCUCCGGAACAGGGCACUUGUGUGCACACGCCCACGUUCUCUGAACCAUUCCACAUAAAGGAAAAUCGUUUAUUCACACGA
Homo sapiens (human) is the source of this 1070-nucleotide messenger RNA. It is a transcript of the gene SPACA7, whose product is annotated as sperm acrosome associated 7. NCBI's taxonomy places the organism in Eukaryota, Metazoa, Chordata, Mammalia, Primates, Hominidae. Bases 328 to 930 code for a protein of 200 amino acids. The record is from RefSeq and is a predicted model, not a curated record. The transcript is spliced from 9 exons. Gene Ontology annotation, cellular component: extracellular region; acrosomal lumen; acrosomal vesicle.